GCGCAAUGAAGCUCACGGAUUUAAUAAUGGCGGCUGCUAGUGCUACAGCUACGGUAGUUAAAAAAUUCAUACACGUUUUAGUAAUUUGUUUUCUACUUCGUGAAGUACGUGGAAAUUUGCCGACAUUGACUGUUUCUGAUAUCAGGACUAAAGUAGUAGAGAAAUGUGUCAUUGCUGUUUUCCCCUCAGAUGAUGAAAAUUUACUGCAGACUGCAGAAGAGAUCGGGCAGCUAUUUCAACCGGCGCAGGUCCGCUCCAGGAUGCCGGGAGUUUCGGGGCCUGGGGAAGGUAGGAAACCGCUCGCAACGACCGAAGCUCCAGUUACCGUGGGAAUUGUGGAAGAACCGAUUGAUGUGAACGAUGAUCGUUUGAAAAUAAAGAAUUCUGCCUCUGAAUCCAAAGAUAAUUCAGUUAUUAUAUUUCCACCAAUUAAGAAGGAUCGUACAUGCCUCCUACCACCACCAAAAUCAUUCUUGACAGGGGAAGUGUAUCGGGGGCCGAUCAGUAAAGCACUCUUGUUGGACUUCAUCAAUAUCCGAUGUCUUACCUAUGUUGAUGUUAAUGGAGGUCUGAACAUAGAGGGCCUACACAGACAGGGUAUUUUAGACACAAUGUUCUACAUGCGCUAUCUUCCAGAAAGUGUGAAAAUGGCCAAACUUUCAAGCUCAUGUGGAAAAUGUGAUAAACCUGGUGGUGGUUGCUCAGAAAGUUCGAAAGAAAGCACGACGGAAGAAGAAAGUUGUCACAAAGAGAAUGUUCCCUCUGAACCAACUGUUGAUGACUUUGAAGAAAAUCUACAAAUUGAUGGAUCAGAAACUUUUGCUCAUAAAGCUACAAAGUAUAGUCAAGUUCUUAAUACACCAAUGGCGGAGUGUGAGCGGAUAUCAGAUCCAGCGAAAGAAGACUUUAUAAACUAUUACCUGAAGCGAUCUCGCCCAGUAGUGAUUCCCAAUGGAGCGAGCCAUUGGCCGGCAUUCACAAAGUGGACAAUGGAAUACCUUCGAGAGAUGUAUGGCAACAAGUCGGUCCACAUCAAAUUGGCUCCUGAUGGUGUCUUUGAAGGAGUUGAACCAGCGACAUUGUGGGAGGAUUACGGUCAAUUCUCUGUUCCCGAGCAAGUGAGCAGCCAGUUGCUGUAUCCCGAUCUUGUCGUCGUCAGGCCUGCUACACAGAACGUGAAGUUCUCAGAGUUCUUGGACCUGAUCCAAAAUUCCAGCAAUGCAAAGAAAAGUGAAAGAGACAAAGAUCAGCCAAGAGUCUCCAUCUACCUCGAGUAUUCCUCCAUCCCUUCCCACUUUCCAAAGUUGGAGGAAGACGUUGAAGAUCCGCCGUACAUCCAGGAUGUCCUUGAUAGACGGCACCUCAACAUCUGGCUCAGCGACGGUGACACUCUAGGCAAACUACACUUUGACCCCUUUGAUAACUUCCUGUGUCAGUUACGAGGCAGGAAGGAGCUCACUCUCUUUGAGCCCCAUAACAACACCCAGCUCUACGAGGCCCACAUUCCAGAGGCCCUGCUAGGCUUUGAUCCGGCCACUCAGAGAUUUCGGCGUAAGAAACUGAUGGACAGCACAUCCAUGGUCAUGUCACCAGUAGACAUAAAAGAUCCCGAUUAUAAGAGGUUUCCUGAGUUUGCUGAAGCUCGGCCAUUAAACUGUACAUUGACGGAGGGUGACAUUCUGUUUAUGCCAGCAUUCUGGUGGCAUGAGGUUCAGUCCUACCCAAAUGAAAUCGAAGGGAGGAAUCUGGCAGUUAAUUUUUGGUAUGAACCCUUCUUUUCCAAAGAAUUUCCCUGUCCAGAAUGCAAACUAGAUGUCAACCCUUACUACAGACAUCUUCUUCGUGUUGAGAACGAACAUUAUAGAGAAGACGAUUACUUUGAAGACUGACUUUGAAGUCCAGGAUUUGUUGGCAGUGGCAAUAUUGAUUCAUGCAGGUAACGUUGUGCAAUCCAAAUCUUUUGGUAGCACAGAUAUAUGUUUUGAGUUAUGAGAAAUUCAAUUCACAAAAAGGUAUCCAUGUAUAACACAUGUUUUGUGAAAUCUGGUCUACAUAAGUCACUUACAUGUAUGUAGACCAUAUUUUAAUUGGGUCACUUGCUUUGACUUGGGUAUAUAUUUGACAUAUUAAAGGUUGAAUUACAGUGCAAGCUUACCCUUUUUAGUAUGUGGUAUUUUAUGAUAAAUAAUGUUUUUUUUUUUUUAAUGUUGAAACAUAGUGAUUUCAGAGAAGCAGGGCCUAUAUUCCUACAAUAAGAAUUUUAAUCUGUGAGUUUUAAUCAUAUAAUAU
Messenger RNA from Lytechinus variegatus (green sea urchin), 2289 nucleotides. RefSeq lists its product as uncharacterized. The transcript has 5 exons. Lineage: Eukaryota; Metazoa; Echinodermata; Echinoidea; Temnopleuroida; Toxopneustidae. The coding region runs from base 6 to 1889 and encodes 627 amino acids. The record is from RefSeq and is a predicted model, not a curated record. Gene Ontology annotation, molecular function: 2-oxoglutarate-dependent dioxygenase activity.